AUGAUGAUCCAGGAGAAAUUCUGGAACCCUAGACAUGCCAUAUUGCUUUUAGAUGUAAUAAGAAACUGUCAACAUUGUGAGAUCUACCAACGCUUCGUAGACUUACCAGUCGAACUACCCAAAAUGAAAAUAACGCCACCACUUAUCCGAUGGCACCUCGACUUUGCGGGACCUUUGACAACAUGGGAUGAUUUCCAAUACUUUAUAAUCGCAGUAGAUUAUACCUCCAACCUCACAAUUACAAAACCACUAAUUUCACCAAAUUCUAAUGCCGUCACCGAUAUGAUUCUACAAAUAUACAGUAUGUUUGGUAAACCUAGAGCCAUCAUCACGGAUAAUGCACAAGCCUUCAGAUCAGAAAUAGUCGAACAAGAAGUAAAACGACUACAUUUGAAAUAUUAUCAAAGCUCGGUGUAUAAUCCAAGAGGAAACAGCAAAGCUGAAAGAACGAUAAGGAUGAUUAAAAAGGUACUCAUCCACUUAGAACCUGAUUUGAUCAACUGGCCUGCUAAUUUGUAUAACGCAACGAACAUAGUUAAUAAUACUAAAAUGGUCUAUGGCUAUGCACCUUGUGAAAUUGCAUUUGCUAAAACUGCUCAUAUCGAUUACAAAAAAUACCCUUGGGCACCUCGACAAGAAAGACAAUGGAAUAAAAGACCGAACACUGCAGAACAUUUCCAAGAAGAAGAACAAGUCAACUUAGCAAUAUUCGGUCAUAAGUUGUUACAUGAUGCUCGAAAGAUUACAAAAGAUGAACGGUCCAAAGUUCGUGAAAUGUUAUCUAAAGUAAGAACAGAUACACAAAACGACGUGCAAUACAUAGUCGGAGACCCUGUUUAUCGACUACGACAGAAGAAUAAGAAACAUGAACCCACAUGGGAUGGUCCCUAUACAAUUUCACAACAAGUUGGAAACCACACAUAUAAGAUUAAAACCAAAAACGGAAAGGAAAGCAAAUAUACUUACCAUAGUACAAAGCUAAGACCGGCUUAUGCAGAGCAAGGCUCAGCUAUCCGAACGGCAGCAGAGUACACUAGAGUCUACAACGAUCAGGAACGAAAAUAUUACAUCAAGACACUAGAAGAUAUUAUAAAUGACAAGGUUUUCAAUUGA
Molecule: messenger RNA, 1113 nt
Organism: Vanderwaltozyma polyspora DSM 70294
Lineage: Eukaryota; Fungi; Ascomycota; Saccharomycetes; Saccharomycetales; Saccharomycetaceae
Product: integrase catalytic domain-containing protein
Exons: 1
Coding region: 1-1113 (370 amino acids)
Biological process (GO): DNA integration
Molecular function (GO): nucleic acid binding
Source: RefSeq, a predicted model, not a curated record